This is a messenger RNA of Sporothrix brasiliensis 5110, 1659 nucleotides long. Its product is annotated as MFS transporter, SP family, general alpha glucoside:H+ symporter. Gene Ontology annotation, molecular function: carbohydrate:proton symporter activity. The coding region runs from base 1 to 1659 and encodes 552 amino acids. Gene Ontology annotation, cellular component: membrane. The record is from RefSeq and is a predicted model, not a curated record. The transcript has a single exon. NCBI's taxonomy places the organism in Eukaryota, Fungi, Ascomycota, Sordariomycetes, Ophiostomatales, Ophiostomataceae. Gene Ontology annotation, biological process: carbohydrate transport; transmembrane transport.
AUGACCGACACUUACGAAAAGUCGCCGCCGGCGACGGCAUCGGCUGCGGUACCCGCGCCGACCUCGGCCGCCGCGGCUGACCUCACGCCCUGGUGGGCCGGCCGCAGCGCCGAAGCCAGCCAUGCCGCCGACGUCGAGCGCAGCAUGAGCAUCCGCGAGGCCCUGCGCCUCUACCCCAAGGCCAUCUUCUGGUCGUGCGUCAUCACGCUCGUCAUCAUCAUGGACGGCUACGACACCGCGCUCAUCGGCUCCUUCUUUGGGUACCCGACCUUCCAGCAGCGCUUCGGUGUCCUGACCGACCCCCUCAAGAACUCUUACCAGGUGGAAGCCAAGUGGCAGACGGCCCUUGGUCUGUCCAACCCGCUCGGCGGCAUCGUCGGUAUUUUCCUCAACGGUAUCCUGACGGAGCGCUUCGGCCACAAGAAGGUGUUGCUCGGUGCCAUUACCUGGCUCACGGGCACCAUCUUCAUCGUCUUUUUCGCGCCCAAUAUUCAGGUCCUCUUUGCCGGCGAGCUCCUUUGCGGUCUGUCUUGGGGUGUGUUUACGACCAUGGGCCCGGCGUAUGCGUCCGAGGUCGCCCCUGUGGCCCUCCGCGCCUACCUCGAGAUUUUUGUCGUGACCUGCUGGGGCAUUGGCCAGCUCGUCUCCAACGGCGUUCUGGACGGUCUCAACGGCAAGCACGGCCAAUGGGGCUGGCGCAUUCCCGUGGCCGUCCAGUGGGUGUGGCCCGUUAUUAUCGUGCCUCUGGUCAUCUUCUGUCCCGAAUCACCAUGGUGGCUAGUGCGCAAGGGCCGCCUGGCCGAGGCCGAGCACUCCUUCCGCCGGCUGUCGUCGGUCGGCCCCGACGAGGCCAAGGCCGCCGUGGCUCUCAUGGUCGAGACCACUGAGCUGGAGCGCAGCCUGGCCGAGGGCGAGAGCUACGCCGACUGCUUCAAGGGCGACCACCUGUGGCGCACUGAGAUUACGUGUGUCGCCUGGGUCUGCCAGGUGCUCGUGGGCUUUGCCAUUGUCAACUACGCCACCUACUUCUAUGAGCAGGCCGGUCUGCCCGUCGCCGCAGCCUACAAGAUGUCAGUCGGUCAGUCCUCGCUGCACUUUGUCUGCAACGUGCUCUCUGUCUUUGUCAUGACGCGCUUCGGACGCCGCACCACCUUUUUGUACGGCGCCGCCCUGAUGGCCACGUGCAUGUUCAUCAUCGGCUUCAUAGCCCUCCCCAAGCAGACGGCAGGCACCGGCUACGCCUCGUCCGCCCUGUUCCUACUGUGGUUUGCCGUCUACGAGCUGACGCUGGGUCCCGCCACGUACGUUAUCGUCGGCGAGACCUCGUCCACCAAGCUGCGCUCCAAGACCAUCGCUUUGGCUCGCAAUGCAUACAAUGUCUUCAACAUCAUCAGCCUGACAGUGUCGCCGUACGUCCUCAAUCCGACCGAGGGCAACUGGAAGGGCAAGACGGGCUUUUUGGCUGGUGGCUUCUGUCUGCUCUGCUUCGUCUGGGGCUACUUCCGCCUACCCGAGUGCAAGGGCCGCACCUACGAGGAGCUCGACAUUCUCUUCAACAAGCGCGUGGGUGCCAAGGACUUUUCGACGUACAUCAUUGAGAUGGACGUUGUGGUCGAUGAAAAGACGGCGGCGACCACUGCCGUGGAGCAUCGCGAGUAA